This is a messenger RNA of Penicillium subrubescens, 873 nucleotides long. Its product is annotated as pre-mRNA-splicing factor SYF2. The transcript is spliced from 3 exons. The record is from RefSeq and is a predicted model, not a curated record. The coding region runs from base 1 to 873 and encodes 290 amino acids. Gene Ontology annotation, cellular component: post-mRNA release spliceosomal complex; catalytic step 2 spliceosome; Prp19 complex. NCBI's taxonomy places the organism in Eukaryota, Fungi, Ascomycota, Eurotiomycetes, Eurotiales, Aspergillaceae.
AUGCCUCAGACACCACCGGAUUCCACCUCCGCGGAGGAUAAGCCGAAUGUUGGGCAACCUGAACAGGCUGAGGCCGCGCCAGAAGAAACCUCGAGCUCAUCAGAGGCACCUGCGGAAAGCAAAGAAAAUGACGCUGCUGCUAAAGCACGGGAGAGGAUGGAAAGAUUCAAGGCCCUCAAAGCCCGGGCUAAAUCCGGCACAGAGCGCAACCUAAAAGAAACAGCCGCAGAGACCCAACGCCUAGCUACCGACCCUGGACUGCUAAAUUCGAUCUCCCGCAAGCACGCCUUCGCCUCUCACAAUCUACUCAAAGCAGACACUGAAGCGGCCGGUGAAGAUUUCGAACGGAAGCGCGCCUGGGACUGGACCAUUGAUGAGUCGGAGAAGUGGGACCGACGCAUGGAGAAGAAACAGCGCCACCGCGACGAUGUCGCAUUCCAGGACUACACGCAAGAUGCCCGUAAGGUGUACGAGAGACAGCUGCGCGAGCUUGCACCGGACCUCGAAGCAUAUGAGAAGGAGAAGCUUGCCGCUAUCGAGAAGGCAGCUGCCAAUGGCGAUCUGGAAAUUGUUGAGACGGAAGAUGGCGAAAUGAUUGCGAUCGACAAGAAUGGCAGCUUCUACUCGACAGCGGACAGCGUGGGUUUUGCUGACAACAAGCCCAGUCGCGCUAAUGUGGACAAGCUGGUGAAUGAUCUCCGGAAGGCGGAGGAGGUUCGCCUGAAGAAGCGCAAGGAGCGUCAUGGAGACGAGGAGGCCGAUGUGACAUACAUCAACGAGAAGAACAAGCAGUUCAACCAGAAGCUGGCUCGGUUCUACAACAAGUACACAACCGAGAUUCGGGACAGCUUCGAGCGUGGUACAAUGAUCUAA